This is a messenger RNA of Pogona vitticeps (central bearded dragon), 1623 nucleotides long. It is a transcript of the gene DAW1, whose product is annotated as dynein assembly factor with WD repeats 1. The record is from RefSeq and is a predicted model, not a curated record. Lineage: Eukaryota; Metazoa; Chordata; Lepidosauria; Squamata; Agamidae. Gene Ontology annotation, molecular function: protein binding.
UGCGCAGGGUAGCGAGCGUCGGUUUGUCUGGUUUCCUUGGCAACCACGCCGUGUCUAAGGCCGCCGCCGCCGCCUUCGGGGACAAGAUGAAGCUGAAGCGGUUCUUGCUGAGAUAUUACCCGCCGGGCAUUAUUUUGGAAUAUGUUCAAGGCGGAGAAGUGAAAACUAAAUCCAUAGAUUUACUAGAUCUGAAUGUUGCUACAGAUGUAGGAGCUUUGGUAGAAGAUAUUAGAAAGGCAGAACCUCUCAUCAUGGCAUCACAUAAAGAUCAAGUUGUACGUUUAAUACUGCGGUUACAAGAAAUGCUGGAUCAACCAGUGGACCACAAGUUCUGUCUUUUUAAGGUACUUCGGACACAUAUAUUGCCACUGACUAAUGUUGUCUUUAACAAAUCUGGUUCUUGCUUUAUCACUGGAAGUUAUGACAGAACAUGCAAAGUGUGGGAUACGGCUUCAGGAGAAGAGUUGCGUUCUCUGGAAGGACAUAGGAAUGUGGUAUAUGCUAUUGCUUUCAAUAAUCCCUAUGGUGACAAGAUUGCUACUGGAUCAUUUGAUAAGACCUGCAAAUUAUGGAGUGUGGAAACUGGAAAAUGUUAUUACACGUUUAGAGGACACACAGCAGAAAUUGUCUGUUUGUCCUUUAAUCUUCAAAGCACACUGGUUGCUACUGGAAGUAUGGAUACUACAGCUAAACUAUGGGACAUACAAACUGGAGAAGAAGUGGUCACAUUAACAGGGCACUCUGCAGAGAUCAUUGCACUAUCAUUUAAUACCACAGGAGAUAGAAUCAUCACGGGUUCCUUUGAUCACACAGUUGCGGUAUGGGAUGUCAGCAUGGGCAGAAGAAUGCAUACCUUAAUAGGACAUCGUGCAGAAAUAAGUAGCGUGCAGUUUAAUUGGGACUGCACUCUGAUCAUUACUGGAUCAAUGGACAAAACAUGUAUGCUGUGGAAUGCUGUGACUGGCAAGCGUGUGGCAACUUUAACUGGCCACGAUGAUGAAGUAUUAGAUGUUUGUUUUGAUUACACUGGCCAGCGUAUUGCAACUGCCUCAGCUGAUGGAUCUGCAAGAGUUUAUGAUGCAGAAACAAAAAAGUGUAUUGCAAAACUUGAAGGUCAUGGAGGCGAAAUUUCAAAGAUCUGUUUCAAUCCUCAAGGCAGCCGUAUUCUUACAGCCAGCUCGGAUAAGACAGCUCGGCUUUGGGAUCCUCAGAUAGGGCAAUGCAUUCAAAUACUAGAAGGCCACACUGAUGAGAUAUUUUCAUGUGCUUUCAACUACAAGGGCAAUAUAAUUAUUACAGGUAGCAAGGAUAAUACCUGUAGGAUAUGGCGCUAAUUGAAGACCAUGUCCGACUCAACUUCCCAGCAGCUUUCAUGCAACACGUUUUACACAAUAACCACUAAGCCUUCAAAACCUAUUCAUGUGCUUCUCUCUGUUUUAGCCUUGUUUAAGUAGACUUUCCUGGAUUCAUGAAAUAACAAUGCUAGCUAGUUUUAUCUAUAUCUAUCCAUCUAUCUAUGUAUAUCUGCUUAAUAUAGUAGUGAUUAACUUAUGAGAAGUGAGAUUAUUUUCUUUGUAAUGAUCUGUAUGCCAAUUUGGGUAGGGAUGGUAGGGAUGGUGAGAU